AUGUACACGUGUACUCGUGUGAAGACUCGAGGUAUGUGUCUUUCACCUGUUAUGGAUGACGACUCAAUGUGGAAGCGCUAUCAGAACAGAGUAAUUCUAAAUAUACGAAGAAGUUGUUUGCGUUCUUCACCAUCCGACGUUUCACCUCCCAACCCACUAUGGAGCUCUGUCGGUUGUAACGCGAAAUACCCUCUGUUUUCCUGUCAGUCCGACUGCAAGAAGCGCGGUAGAGGGCUAGGCAAUUUGGUCCCUGUCAAUGCAGAACAUUUUCGACAUCCUAUCCUUCAGAGGCAUUGGAACAGUUGCGCAGUCGUUGGCUCAUCAGGCCGUUUGCUGAAAACUGAAUAUGGACGCCACAUUGAUGAUCACGAAAUUGUCGCCAGAAUCAACUACCCGCCAAUAAAGGGAUACGAAAAACACGUUGGAUCCCGACCUUCCGACAUCCAUUUCUUUGGAGACAAAGUAGAUAGAUGUUUCAACGAAAUCCACCCUGAGACCAAGCUGAUGGUUUUUCCUCUCCCGUAUGACUCAAACCGUAGAGACGUUUCUUUCAGAAGUUGCGACUCUAACAGAAAACUGCCGUUGUAUUCAAUUUCAAAUUAUAUCAUGAACUUUGCCAGAACGCUAAUUUACAACUAUUCACUAGCCCACCGUCCUGCCAAUGUCAAGGCGGAUAAGGUCAUAAACAAAAUGGCGUCGUCAGGUUUUCGGUCGGUUGUUUUCGCUAUGAUGCUGUGCAACCACGUCGAUGUGUAUGGAUUUGGACUGAGUGGAGAUAAAGAAGAGCCGGUUCAUUACUUUGAGAAAAGCAGAAACCACCAACUAUUUUUUAUGUAUCACUAUCCUAAUUAUGAAUUUGAGCUCCUAAGCCAUUGGCCAAACGCGACAUCGUCCGACUUCUAUCCCGGCUUUGGCAAAGUACGGGUGUUUACAUGA
Molecule: messenger RNA, 936 nt
Organism: Corticium candelabrum
Lineage: Eukaryota; Metazoa; Porifera; Homoscleromorpha; Homosclerophorida; Plakinidae
Product: CMP-N-acetylneuraminate-beta-galactosamide-alpha-2,3-sialyltransferase 1-like
Exons: 2
Coding region: 1-936 (311 amino acids)
Biological process (GO): sialylation
Cellular component (GO): Golgi apparatus
Molecular function (GO): beta-galactoside alpha-2,6-sialyltransferase activity
Source: RefSeq, a predicted model, not a curated record